Molecule: messenger RNA, 1356 nt
Organism: Cladocopium goreaui
Lineage: Eukaryota; Dinophyceae; Suessiales; Symbiodiniaceae
Source: the annotation of a GenBank genome assembly
AUGUGUCAUCUGUGUCAUGUGUGUGAUCUGAAGAAUUCUGUGACCACCAAGAGAAAGAGCCUCAAACGGAGAAGCGGAGAUAUUAGCUACAUCACUGAGGCGCUGGAGAACAUCUUGGGCACAAUCUAUGCUGUCUCAGACUUGUUGAAGAAGAUGGAGAAGGGGCUUUAUGAAGGAGCAAGUGUUUACCAAGCAAUCAAAGACCUUAUCCCCUUUGUCAUGUCCGAGACUGACAUUUCUGCUGCAGUGUGGGAACGCGGCCUUAAAGCUAUUGCUUUUGAGGACACUGUUUCGAGCCGGGACCUGAAAACGGGUGCUUGGGAUCACUUCUUUGGCCAGACACGGGAGCUCCGUUCAAAUCAUCUUGGCGGCAAUGCAGGAAGAGAGUUUUUCGCUUUGCUUGCCAGCCAGCUUCUGCAAAGGAUGCUGAAAUCGGGCAGUAGUGCCAAGCUUGUGAAAGACCCCAAGGAGAUGGAGUUUCUGUGUGGGUUCGUGAAAGCUAUGAGGGCUUUGCUCCAAGAUUGCUCCACUGCACUGGGUGAUGGUGACUCCCUCACGGUGUCAACCAAUGUGGGCCACAUUCUUGAUUUCACUUCCACACCACAAGAUGUCAUGAGUGCAAACAAUGACUUGGGAAAGUCUGAGCACUGGCUAGCCAAAGCAUUCUGCCUGGACAAGGGCAAGAAAUUGAUGGCUUUGGCGGUUGAAAAUGCUGACAAGCGUAGCAGCCAAAGCAACAUUUUGGAAUCCAUCAAGAACCAGGUUGCAAGUCUGGAGGAGCAAGCAUAUCUGAACGCUGAGGAAUACUUCAUGGCGACGUACACUAUGGAUGCCAAAUAUGGAUCCAUGCUGACAGAAGCCUAUGACGUUGUCAAAGAUCCUGCAACAAAGAGCCUGAAAGGUGCAGACCGUGAUUCUCUCAAAAAGUUGCAGAGACUGGUUGAUGAUGCAGUCUACACUGCAGUUAUGACCUAUUUGAAGAAGGAGUGCAAUUCCUUCAUUGAGGACUUCGGCAAGGCCAUUGGCAAGAGACAGCCUUUUGAGCGAGAGCUUCUUGGACCAGACUCAUGCCUGUUGUGUUUGGGAGAUGUUGGCACGACUGGCAAGUUUGCCAAGCAGGUGUCUGACCAUUUCAAAAUUGGCCUUACCUUCGUUUCUCGAGUGAAUGAGGCUUUGGAAGGAAAGCUUGAUCCCAAGGAAGCACGGCAGUGUGUCGAGGAGUGGGAGACGUGGUCUGAGGAUACGGUGAAGAUUUACUCACAGGUUUUUACUUCAACGUCAUGCCCAGCAAAGAAGGCAUUUGAAGAGGAGCCAGGGACCAUCAAGAGACCUUUGUAUCCGUCACUGAGGAAGUGA